Messenger RNA from Erigeron canadensis, 3749 nucleotides. Its product is annotated as phytochrome A1. Gene Ontology annotation, cellular component: nucleus. The record is from RefSeq and is a predicted model, not a curated record. The coding region runs from base 250 to 3603 and encodes 1117 amino acids. Gene Ontology annotation, molecular function: protein homodimerization activity; photoreceptor activity; phosphorelay sensor kinase activity. Lineage: Eukaryota; Viridiplantae; Streptophyta; Magnoliopsida; Asterales; Asteraceae. Gene Ontology annotation, biological process: protein-tetrapyrrole linkage; detection of visible light; red, far-red light phototransduction. The transcript is spliced from 5 exons.
AUCAAGCUAGACAUUUCAAGUGUGGACCUGCAACUAACCCUUGUUUCACCUUCCUAAACUACAAAAGUCAAUCAAUUACAGUCACUACUAAAGGAAGUUUUUCAAUAAAUAGGAUCAAGGGAAUUGAAGUCUUUUGAGUGAUCCAAUAAUAUAUUUUCAGUCUUUAUAACUAACUUGUUCAAGAUUUUCAAGCUUGCUACUUUCAGAGUUGUCUUUCACUAAUCUCAUCUGGGUCAGGAUCUGAUCACCAUGUCUUCAAGUAAUUCUGCAAGGUCAAAACAUAGUACUAGAAUUAUACAACAAACCACUGUAGAUGCACGGCUACAUGCCGAUUUUGAGGAAUCAGGAGACUCGUUUGAUUACUCGAGUUCCGUGCAUGUUAGCAACACAGUUGUUACUGGGGAACAGCCUCGUUCCGAUAAGGUAACAACUGCAUACCUUCACCACAUUCAAAAGGGUAAGUUGAUUCAGCCUUUUGGAUGUUUAUUAGCCCUAGAUGAAAAAACUUUCAAAGUAAUUGCCUAUUCUGAAAAUGCCCCUGAAAUGCUUACAAUGGUAAGCCACACUGUGCCCAGUGUUGGUGAAAGUCCGGUUCUCGGGAUUGGUACUGAUGUUAGAACUAUAUUUGCGGGUCCUAGUGCUAAUGCCUUGUAUAAGGCCUUAGGAUUUGGGGAAGUCUCUUUGCUAAACCCCAUUUUGGUUCAUUGUAAAACAUCCGGGAGGCCUUUUUAUGCCAUCAUUCAUCGGGUUACGGGCAGUUUGAUCCUAGAUUUUGAGCCCGUUAUGCCUAAUGAAGUUCCAAUGACUGCUGCUGGCUCUCUACAAUCUUAUAAGCAUGCAGCCAAAGCCAUAGCCAGGUUACAAUCUCUGCCUAGUGGCAGCAUCGACCGACUCUGUGACACAAUGGUCCAGGAGGUUUUUGAGCUCACGGGUUAUGAUCGUGUGAUGGCUUAUAAGUUUCAUGAAGAUGAUCAUGGUGAGGUGGUUGCUGAGAUCACUAAACCGGGUCUUGACCCUUACCUUGGGUUACAUUAUCCAGCCACUGAUAUACCUCAAGCAGCCAGAUUCUUGUUUAUGAAAAAUAAGGUUCGAAUGAUUUGUGAUUGUCGAGCCAAGAAUGUAAAAGUAGUUCAAGAUAAGAAACUCUCAUUUGAUUUAACAUUAUGCGGUUCAAAUCUCCGGGCCCCACAUAGUUGCCAUUUACAGUACAUGGAAAACAUGACCUCGAUUGCCUCUUUGGUAAUGGCAGUUGUCAUAAACGACAUCCAUGAUGAAGGCGAAACUUCUGAUCCACAGAAACGAAAAAGGCUUUGGGGUUUAGUUGUGUGCCAUAACACGACUCCAAGAUUCGUUCCAUUUCCUUUGCGUUAUGCGUGUGAGUUUUUGGCUCAAGUUUUUGCCAUUCACAUCAAUAAAGAACUGGAAUUGGAAAACCAGAUUCUGGAGAAGAAUAUCUUACGCACACAAACACUGUUAUGUGAUUUGUUGAUGCGGGAUGCUCCAUUAGGUAUUGUAGCACAAAGCCCGAAUAUCAUGGAUCUUGUUAAGUGUGAUGGGGCGGCUCUUCUUUAUAAAAGUAAAGUAUACCGAAUGGGGGUUAGCCCAACUGAGUCUCAAAUUCAUGAUAUAGUAUCGUGGCUCUAUGAAUACCAUAUGGAUUCUACGGGGUUGAGUACCGAUAGUUUAUACGAUGCUGGUUAUCCCGGGGCUCUAGCUCUUGGAGACGUAAUAUGUGGGAUGGCAUCGGUUAGGUUAACUGAAAAAGAUAUUCUUUUUUGGUUUAGAUCAAACACGGCUUCAGAAAUUAGAUGGGGGGGUGCAAAACACGAGAAGGGUGAAAAAGAUGAUGGUAAAAGAAUGCACCCAAGGUCUUCUUUUAAAGCCUUUUUAGAAGUCGUGAAAACUAGAAGUUUUCCAUGGAAGGAAUUUGAGAUGGAUGCCAUUCACUCAUUGCAGCUAAUUAUGAGGAAUGCUUUGAAAGAAAGUGAAGUGGUGGAUAUGAAAACAGAUGUUAUUCAGGAGGGUUUUAAUGAGCUUAAACUUGAUGGGCUGCAAGAAUUAGAAUCAGUUACAAGUGAGAUGGUUAGGUUGAUCGAAACUGCUUCUGUUCCUAUACUCGCAGUUGAUGUUGAUGGUUUAAUAAAUGGAUGGAAUACAAAGAUAGCUGAGUUGACUGGUUUGACCGUAGAAGACGCUAUUGGUAGCCAUUUGUUGACACUUGUUGAAGAUUCUUCGGUUGACAAAGUCCAAAAUAUGCUGAACCUGGCACUAGAAGGAAAAGAGGAAACAGGUGUCGAAUUUGAAAUCAAAACGCAUGGAUCAAUGGGCGAGUCUAAACCAAUCACGCUUGUGGUAAAUGCCUGUGCAAGCAGGGACGUAAACGAACAUGUUGUAGGUGUGUGCUGUAUUGCACAAGAUAUAACUAACCAAAAGAUGAUAAUGGACAAGUUCACUCGAAUAGAAGGCGAUUACAAAGCUAUAGUGCAUAACCCGAACCCAUUGAUUCCCCCAAUCUUUGGAACUGAUGAAUUUGGUUGGUGUUCUGAGUGGAACCAAGCCAUGACCGAGCUAUCUGGAAUACCAAGAGAACAAGUCAUCGAUAAAAUGCUUUUGGGUGAAGUUUUUGGGACAAAUGCAGCAUGCUGUCGACUGAAUAAUCAAGAGUCUUUCAUAAAUCUGAGCAUUGUUCUUAACAAAGCUCUGACUAGUCAAGAAGCAGUAAAGAUUUCAUUCGGGUUUUUUGCUAAAAGUGGAAAGUAUGUAGACUGCUUGUUAUGUGCAAGUAAACGGGUCGACAAUGAGGGUACAGUCACCGGGCUUUUCUGCUUCUUACAGCUAGCAAGUAAAGACCUUCAACAAGCUAUUCAUUUUCAAAGAAUGUCUGAGCAAAUUGCAGCAAAGAGACUUAAAGCUUUAGCUUAUGUGAAAAGACAGAUUAAAAAUCCACUUGCUGGGAUUAUAUUUUCAAGAAAGAUGAUGGAGGCAACCGAUCUGGGAGAUGAGCAGAGGGAGCUUCUUCAUACAAGUGCUUUAUGUCAAAAGCAACUCAAUAAAGUACUUGAUGACACUGAUCUUGAUAGCAUUGUUGACGGGUAUUUGGAUCUGGAGAUGACAGAGUUUACUCUCCAGCAAAUCUUGGGUGCCUCCUUAAGUCAAGUGAUGACAAAGACCGACAUAAUGGGAAUUCAAGUAGUAAAUAGUGUAGGAGAAAGUAUGUUGUUGGAGAAACUGUAUGGAGAUAGUUUAAGGCUGCAGCAAGUUCUUGCAGAUUUCUUGUCACUGUCGGUUUCUUGUACACCAACCGGUGGCCUUCUCAUAAUUGCAGCCAAGUUGACCAAAGAUGUUUUAGCCAAAUCAGUUCAGCUUGUGAAUUUAGAACUCAGGAUAACACACACGGGAAGUGGGGUUCCAGAGGAGCUGUUAAGCCAAAUGUUUGGAAACAGUACAGAUGCAACAGAAGAAGGAAUAAGUUUGGUGAUUAGCCGAACCCUGUUGAAGCUCAUGAGUGGAGAUGUGGAAUACUUGCGAGAAGCUAGAAGGUCGACUUUCAUCAUUUCUGUUGAACUUGCCUCUGCUGGAACAAAGAAAGCAUCAACAGACUAACUUUCUCCUUUGUUGGUGUUGGUUCUUUUCGAAAAUUAGAUUAAGUGUUGCUUUGAGUUUGUCCUCUGUAUGUUUUUGUUAAUUUCCAAUUGUAAUCGUGGAUUUCGUUGCUUUGAGAAUAAUAUUUUGUAAGUUCUUGUGUUUAA